AUGUGUUUUAGAGCGAUCGGAUAUCUUCUCCACCCCUCCAUUGCCGCGGUCCUACCAGAGAACGCGCGGAUAGCCGACGUUGGCACGGGCACUGGAAUCUGGAUGAGCGAACUCGCUAAAGUUUCCCCAUCAACAUAUACAUUCAAUGGCUACGAUAUCUCCUCAGACCAGUUUCUACCAGCUGAAUCUCUUCCUUCCAACGUCACGCUUGAGUUCGGCGACUUCAAGAAGCCGAUCCCGGAUGAACUGAGGGGAAAGUUCGACCUUGUGAACAUUCGACUAAUCAUCAUUUCCAUGGGCGUGGGCGUGUGGGAACCUACUUUACAGAACAUCCUCCCGCUACUCAAGCCCGGUGGUGCUAUCCAGUGGACGGAAGGCAACUUCCUCGAGGCCAGGGGUUUCCGGGGGCAGUCACCCAAGUCGACGCCAGGACACUUUCUCACCAGGGCGCAGAAUCAGUUUAAUGGUACGCUUGUCAAGCGCUUUCAAUGGUGCUUUCCACCAGAUUGGCAGAAGAUGUACGCAGAUGCGGGGUUGGUCAACAUCGAAGAGGACGUGCUAAGCACCGACCGAAAUCCCGAGCAGCGGCCUGAUUUCACCGAAAUUGGCAUUGGUGCAGUGCAUCAUGGGCUAGGGAAUCUGGCGAGGAUAAAGGAAGACGGAUACUGGAAUGAGCAAGAGGUGCAGGAGUCGAAGCAGAAGGCGCUCGAGGACAGGGCGUCUGGAGCUUACCUGCGCUGGGACUUGCACGUUACGAUUGGGUUCACCAAGGAUGAAUGA
Didymosphaeria variabile is the source of this 780-nucleotide messenger RNA. RefSeq lists its product as uncharacterized. Bases 1 to 780 code for a protein of 259 amino acids. The transcript is spliced from 2 exons. Lineage: Eukaryota; Fungi; Ascomycota; Dothideomycetes; Pleosporales; Didymosphaeriaceae. The record is from RefSeq and is a predicted model, not a curated record.